Aspergillus glaucus CBS 516.65 is the source of this 306-nucleotide messenger RNA. RefSeq lists its product as uncharacterized. The transcript has 2 exons. The record is from RefSeq and is a predicted model, not a curated record. NCBI's taxonomy places the organism in Eukaryota, Fungi, Ascomycota, Eurotiomycetes, Eurotiales, Aspergillaceae. Bases 1 to 306 code for a protein of 101 amino acids.
AUGGAGCGGUUGAAGGAAUUCGCCUCCACCAAGCUCCUUGAUUCAAGUGUCGAUCCUGAAGGGGAUGGCGCGGCGAUUAUUGAUAAGCUUGAGUGGAACGUCCAGGGGGAUCCGGCUUUAGAAGGAUGUUCUGUGAAUGAUGUUAGACGGUACCAGUAUUUUGUGUUUAUAAAAGGGAGACGAAUUCCAGCACUAGGGACCUGGAGAUUCCAGGAUCUUAUUGACCCAACUGCAUAUAUCAUCAUUAUUGAUAUCCAGUGGGGGGAUUGCCUGGAUCAUAACGAUAAGGGUAAUGGUGAUGGCUAG